Molecule: messenger RNA, 1338 nt
Organism: Penicillium angulare
Lineage: Eukaryota; Fungi; Ascomycota; Eurotiomycetes; Eurotiales; Aspergillaceae
Product: putative Snf1 kinase complex beta-subunit Gal83
Exons: 3
Coding region: 1-1338 (445 amino acids)
Biological process (GO): signal transduction
Cellular component (GO): nucleotide-activated protein kinase complex; cytoplasm; nucleus
Molecular function (GO): protein kinase binding
Source: RefSeq, a predicted model, not a curated record
AUGGGCAAUAACCCUUCUAAAGCCGAUGUGCCGUCGGGCCACAUCCCCAAUGCCCCGACCGAUCGAAAGGUGGUCCGCCGCGCCUCUCAAAAUACAAUCCCGACGACCAAAGCUACUGCUGCAGACCCCUCAGCAACUCGUGAGACCGCCGCCGGUCACUCCGCAGCAUACCAGGGCUCUGUUCAGCAUCGGCUACAGGGUCGAACAUCCACUGGAUCGCCCAAACCGAUAACUCGGCCCGAAAAGCCCGUGGAGAGAAAGUUUGACACACCACAGGGAGGAGAUUUAGCGUCGCCAGAUCACUCAAACCCGGUGCAAGUGCCAGUUGCACGCCAUGCCGCGGGGCGAGAUCCGAUGGCGCCGUCAGCGCCGCCGCAUAACUCCUACUAUACCGCGUCGACCCAUCUGCAAAGGCCUCCACGCAUGCCAUUGCCCAUUGCCGAUGCUACUGCGACACCGGGGUCACCGAUAAUUGGACCGGAAGAUUCACAUAUCCAAUCCAUGCCUGCGGAUCGCCUUUUCGAUGAACAGAUGGAGGCAUCCCAUCAUAGCAAUGCUACACUAGAUGGUGACGAGAUGGUGGAUGAGCUCCAGCCAUUUGGAGUCGGCAAAGCCGUCCCCACUACGAUUGAGUGGAAUGGUCCCGGCGAGAAGAUCUAUGUUACUGGAACCUUUGUCAAUUGGGAGAAGAAGUUCAAGUUACACAGAAGCGAGACUGAUCCUGGGGUCAUGACCGCAACAUUAAAUUUACGACCUGGAACACAUCACCUGAAGUUUCUUAUCGAUGGUGAAAUGCGAGCGUCCGAUAAUUUACCAACAGCCGUCGAUUUCACUAAUCAUUUGGUGAAUUAUAUCGAAAUUAGUGCGGAUGAUGCUCGCGACAAGUCCGAUGUUUCAGCGGGAGCCGGCCCCCCGCAAGCUCCCCAGGAUAAUGCUAAAGACCGACCAUCGGAGGAGACGGAAGAUGAACUACCAAAGAAAGAAGAAGCCGCUGAAGAAGUACCUCCGGGGGAUUUUGGCAGCGCUAUUCCCCAAUUCCUUGCCGACUUGGACAAAGAAGAAGAUAGUCCCGCAUACCUGCAGGCUGCUAAUGUUAUUGGUGACACCCCACAACCGCCUAGUCUCCCACUGUUCUUGGGCAAAUCUAUUCUCAACAGCACGACUCCCACCAAGGAUGAUAGCAGCGUUUUGAACUAUCCCAACCAUACCGUCCUGAACCAUCUUGCGACAAGUAGUAUCAAGAAUGGCGUGCUUGCAACAAGUGUAACAACCAGAUACAAACGAAAGUAUGUCACGAGUAUUUUGUAUAAACCUACCGGUGACAUCACUGGAGAGUGA